Molecule: messenger RNA, 4440 nt
Organism: Pocillopora meandrina
Lineage: Eukaryota; Metazoa; Cnidaria; Anthozoa; Scleractinia; Pocilloporidae
Source: the annotation of a GenBank genome assembly
AUGUCUACUAUAUGUAUGCCUUUAACAGUUGCAAGUCUUUUCCACGGCAGGUGGAUCUUUCAUGAAACGGUCUGCCGCUUUCAAGCAUUUGAUAUCUUUGCGUUUGGGAAGUGUAGUCUUGGAACUAUGGCAGCAAUUGCAGUCAGCCGAUAUUUCUGUGUUGUUAAUCGGGAAAAGUAUCCCUCGCUGUUUAAGAAGCAAAGAGCCUUGAUGUAUAUUUUCAUCGUUUGGUGUUUAGCUCUGGUUGGAUCUGUGCCCAUAUUAGUCUUCAACAAUGACAGCAUUGAAUUCCACCCUGGGAAAGCAAUGUGUCUGUUCAAAUUUGAAAGUAACAUUGCUUACUCUGCCUCAAUCCUUUGCUGUUUUAUCACAACACCCUUGAUUAUCAUCACGAUCUGCUAUGUCAAAGUGUUCCGCGCCGUGUCGAGAUCAAAUCGUGUUUUCUCAUUGGAAAAUAACCCGGAACUUCUUCGGGUGAAUGUGGAAGAAGCCAAAGUGACCAAGCGUUUGGUAGCAGUUGUGGUCGGCUUUGCAUGCUGUUGGCUUCCUGUUUUUGUCGUUGAUAACAUCGACAUGGCACGUGGAGAACCCGCGCUACCACGACAAGUUUACUUAACUAACAGCCUCAUAAUUUAACUGAGUAGCACCAUAAACCCAUUCAUAUAUUGCGCCGCAGAUAAGAGGUUCAGACGAGAGUACAAGGUUGUUUUUGCCGAGACAACAGCGAGAACGGUAACGCUUAACUGAAAUAGCCAGAGAAGUUGUGGUAGGAAAUGGAUUUUUCUGAGAUUUUUUCCGAGGUUGUUGCUGGUAAAAUCAGAAACAAAGGACUAACGACAUUAUUUGACACUCAUCAUCCGUCAAAUGCGUUUAUCUACCGAGACGUUUCGAAGUAGUAACUAAUACCCUUUUGGUGUUUUCUCAUUAGUAAAUAAUCCAGAACUCCUUCGGAUGAAAGUGGAGGAAACCAAAGUGACGAAGCGUUUGGUUGCAGUUGUAGUCGGCUUUGCAUGCUGUUGGCUUCCUAUUUUCAUCAUCGACAACAUCGACAUGGCGCACAGAGAGCCCACACUACCACGACCAGCUUACUUAACAUAUAGCUUUUUGCUUUACUUGAGUAGCUCCAUAAACCCCUUUAUAUAUUGUGCCACAGAUAAGAGGUUCAGACGAGAGUAUAAGGCUGUUUUCUGGAAGAUUUUUAGCUUCAAAUGCCGAGCUAACAACGAAAACAACGACGCCUAACUGAAAUGGUGCAAGAUCUGGUGUAGUAGUAGUUUUUUUUCUCAGACUUUAACUGAGGUUUUCACUUGUAAAAUUGGAAACAUUUGAAGGUAGACUGGCUUGAAUUACCGAAAAGAGUGACUAAAUAAAUACUUUGCACAAACCUGGAAGUCAUUUGGAGGAUCCCAAAGACAGGCACUCUUAGUGAUUGCAGCAUCUGGAGGGGAAUUACCCUCUUAUCAGUUCCAAGAAAAAUCUUGGCGGAGAUCAUCAUCAAGUGAAUAUCAAACACAGUGGACUAUAAAGUUUUAUUUGAUUUCAGUGCACACAGCUCAUGAUUACAUUCCCUGGAAUAAGGUUUGUUAAUCGGGCACCUGAGAAAUGUUCCGUCAAUGUUGUCGUCAUACGGAAAGUUCUUCUGAGCACCUUUCAUAGUUUCGACUCCCCAUUCCGGAUUCAAUUGCUAGUUACAAUUCCCCCGCAUUUGUUUCAUUCUUCUUUCACGCUGUAAGGGCCAGCUGCGCUUGGCAAAAUAAAUGCGACACAAAAACUUCUAUGUGUCCUGAUUCCUUGUAUUCUUGUACAGGAUAAUCACAGCGAAUGACCAAUAAGGAUCCAUCCAGCGACGAUUCGAAGCUACUGCUUCUUACAUAGCCUAAAAUUCUUCGCUGAAACUAACUCGGCAAAAACGGCAAAAAAAAAAGCUGCAAGUAAUGCUGAAGCAACGCUCACGGCAUGGGGAACUGCGCCACAAGUAUAUUAUCAGCGGCGCUUUAAACUGUAUCAGGUAAAUGUAACGAAUCAUACACAUGCUACUUUCUUGUUCAACUUUCUUUUCGUUCUGCUUUGAACGAUACAAUCAGGUUUCACGAUGACAUAAUAGAGUGAACUUAUCUUUGUAAGACGAUUUACACCCGAGACAAAAUUAUCAUAAAAAGUCCAGGAACUCUAAGAUUUAUUUCAAGUUACUACAAGUCUCCUGUUACCUCAUUUAGAAGCUGUCACCAGUUCUUUUUCGCCAGUUAUUUUGCAAAGUCAAUGGUGGUGAAUCUCCUGUAGGCUUGGGCUCCACCCUUUAUAUUCUGUUGUCAACGACUGAUCCCCCCUGUCUUUCCCCUGAGAACUACGUAACUCCCCAAACAUCAACCAAUUCCUUCCCCCCCUCCCCCCGACACAUGUGAUUGACAUGAAUGAAGCCUCGCGCGUGGAACUCACGUUGCCGCGAGAAGUGUCCCUUACAUAUGGGUUCUUCGCUUACCGAAGCAGCACCAUCAACCCUCUUCAUUUAUAGUGCAUUGAGUGAGCAACUGAGGAGAGAGUUCAAGGGCAUUUUGAAGUGUUUUCGUUAAUUAAAGGCCCAAGUAGGUAGCUAUGGUAACGAAAUGUGACGACAAACGUAGCUUGAAAUCAUGUUUUUCCACAUUAAAUUAAUUUUUGCGUUGGUAUUGAGAGACGAAAUGUCAAACGCGUCCAAUUUUGCCGUUAUUUGAUAAUAUUCAAGCGCUUUAGCUGGUAUAGGGCAGAGUUUUACGAAGACGCUUAAAAAUUUUUUAUCUAGAACUUUAUUACUGCAAGCUGGUAUUAGCUCUUUAAACAAAAACAGCUGUAUUCCACAGUUUUUUUUUAAUGUGUAUCAUCAGCGAGAGACCAUCUCUGUCCUCUCCAAGGUAAAACAGUUUCUUUUUAUGCAUUUUUUAAAAUUGUUGCGACAUGAGUUGAUUUAGUUGAAUUCAAACGAUAUAAAUACUGUUAAGCAAUGUGCUAAAGCGACGAUUUUCAUAUCUUCGGCCAACCUUGUUAAAACUUGUUGGUUUCCACCGCAACACGAGAAGGAAUUAUGUCAACUUAAGGUUAAUUUAGGACGUAAAAUGACUUUUUGGCUUCAAUAUUUAGAAAGAAGAUGUUCAGACAACAUCCCCACGGUUUUUAAUUAACGUUCCAAAUGUUUCAAGCAGAAACUUGAGGUGGUUCAAACAACUUCAAAUUUUACUGACACUCUACUUCCGCGAUCUUAUAUGCUUAUCAAAAGAAAAUACUUCCCCUCUACUAUGCCGAAAAAAAAAUUUUUACCAAAAGUUGUAAUAUGGAUCACAAAAUUUCCUUUGAUUUUCGCAAUUCUUCUUUUUUUCAGUAAUUUUGUUUGAGGAAAUAAAAUUGUUGAAGCUUUCUAAAGUAUUUUCUCAUUUUUGUGAACGACGAAAUCGUCGGAUAACGUUUGUUUACUAACAGGAACCUGUAAAUGCUGAUGUGUACGAACAAGAAAUGGCUAAACAGAAUGAAUAGCUUUUCUUUCACUCAAAAGGGAUAAACCAAAUAUUAAAAGCAACUCAUUAGCACUUAUAUAAAAGUUAAACAAGUGAGAACAAUUAAAACAAACCUCUUUUAACAUCAACGAUAAAAAAUACGUGGAUGUUCCCGAAGUAAUAAAAAAUCGAUCUUUUUUUGCCUUACAACUUCCAACGGUAAAUGAAAACGACGUUGACAUAAUUACAUAGUUCAAUAUUAAAUAUUGCUCAAUAUUUAUUUACUGCAAUGGGUAUAAAGAUAAGAUUUAUGAGAGAAUGACAUCUGUUUUCAUCCCAGCAGACAAAAUCUCUCGCGCACCGAAGGUUUUUAGCGAUUAAUGAUUCAAAAAGUCGUCAACGAAGACUUCGCAACGGUAUAGUUUUUUUUUUAUCUUUUCGCUGAACUUAUCGACCAAAGGAGAUGAGGAGAAACACACUUUCCCUUGAGCUCGCCACGAGGACGGAGGCGUUAGUUUGUACUGAAACAGUUUUGUUUGCUGUUACCAAUGUUGUGGCCACCCUCGGAAAUCUUCUCACUUUUUAUGCUGUGUACAGAAACCACAGGCUGCGCACGAUUCCCAACAUGUUCCUGAUAGCUCUGGCUCUAAGUGAUAUUCUGAUGUCUACUAUCUGUAUACCAUUUACAGUUGCAAGUCUUUUCCACGGCAGGUGGAUCUUUGGUGACACAGUCUGUCGCUGGCAAGCAUUUGAUAUCUUUACAUUUGGGACGAGUAGUCUUGGAACUAUGGCAGCAAUUGCAGUCAGCCGAUAUUUCUGUGUUGUUAAUCAGGAAAAGUAUCCCUCCCUGUUUAAGAAGCAAAGAUCCGUGAUGUACAUUUUCAUCGUUUGGUGCUUGGCUCUGGUUGGAUCUGUGCCCAUAUUAGUCUUCAAAAAUAACAGCGUUGAAUUCCAGCCCGGAAAUCUGAGAUUUUAA